AUGAACUUGGAUGGCUUAGCACAGAUUACAGACAAUGGCCUCCUGAUGUUGAUAAACACCACUAAUCAAGAGGUUGCUCAUGCCUUCUACCCUCAUCCCCUUCACUUCAGAAACUCAACCACAGGUAAUGCUUUAUCCUUCUCCACUACUUUUGUAUUUGCCUUUCGGAUGUUAAUGAGAUAUAGUAAACCUGGAAUGGCAUUUGUUAUUGCACCCUCAAGAGAAUUCUCAGGUGCUUUGGCAGGAAAUUAUCUCAGCCUCUUCAAUUGGACCAACAUUGGCAAACAAUCAAACCAUGUCAUCGCAAUCGAGCUGGAUUGUUUCCGAAACAUGGAGUUCGAUGACAUUGAUGGAAACCAUGUUGACAAUGAGCUAAACGGAAGAUUAGGAGAUUUUGGGCUUGCAAGAUUAUAUGAUCAUGGAACUGGUCCUCAAACUACGCAUGAAAUGGGGACACUUGGCUAUAUUGCUCCAGAACUUUAUAGGACUGGGAAGGCAAACCCUUGUGGGGAUGUGUUUUCCUUUGGGAUUAUUUUGCUCGAAGUUGCUUGUGGUAGGAGACCUAUAGAGCGAGAAGCAUCUGAAGAGUCUGUGGUGCUGGUGGAUUGGGUGAUUUCAUGUUGGCGUAGGGGCAGUAUUCUUGAUAUUGUGGAUCCAAAAUUGAGGAUGAAUUAA
This is a messenger RNA of Macadamia integrifolia, 675 nucleotides long. Its product is annotated as L-type lectin-domain containing receptor kinase IV.1-like. The transcript has 2 exons. The coding region runs from base 1 to 675 and encodes 224 amino acids. The record is from RefSeq and is a predicted model, not a curated record. Gene Ontology annotation, molecular function: ATP binding; protein kinase activity; carbohydrate binding. NCBI's taxonomy places the organism in Eukaryota, Viridiplantae, Streptophyta, Magnoliopsida, Proteales, Proteaceae. Gene Ontology annotation, biological process: protein phosphorylation. Gene Ontology annotation, cellular component: plasma membrane.